Molecule: messenger RNA, 3214 nt
Organism: Carassius carassius (crucian carp)
Lineage: Eukaryota; Metazoa; Chordata; Actinopteri; Cypriniformes; Cyprinidae
Product: carbonic anhydrase 5B, mitochondrial-like
Exons: 7
Coding region: 333-1262 (309 amino acids)
Cellular component (GO): mitochondrion; cytoplasm
Molecular function (GO): carbonate dehydratase activity; zinc ion binding
Source: RefSeq, a predicted model, not a curated record
UCCCCCUUUUACUAGGAUAUUUAAACCUGUCCGUCCACAUCCACGUCAUUCUCGUCCUGCUGUCUCGACUACAAACAAAAGCUGUGUGUUUCGUAAGACCCACACAUCUGGAAACAUCUAGAGCUCCGCUUGAAGAUUGGUGGGUGUUGUUAACCAGCCCUUUUUGCCUUCAUCCGCCAAUCAGUAGAUCGCGAGAGCGAGCGGGUUGUUGUUGGCACGAGUUCGGCACGCGAAAGGACAAUAUUUAAUUCUGUUCUAAAACGAGUCUUAAGGCACGCAGGUUUUAAUCCUAUAUACUUAAUUUUUUGUCAUUAAAGUAAACGGCAAACAUCAUGGUGACUCUGACCGCGGUCGUCGCUCCUCUCGGUCGACAGAUCCACAGGCAUCUGCUGAAGCAUGUCAGGAGCCAGCGCUGGAUACCGUCUCGGGCAUGCAACUUAUCUGCAUGCUCCAGCAAAUUAGUUUUCAGUCAAGUGCAUCCGAUGUGGCAGGAGCCGCUCGCCAUUCCCGGUGGAGAUCGCCAGUCGCCCAUUGACAUUGUGGUGCGCAAAAGCGUCUUUGAUCCACAGCUCAGACCUCUGAAGGUACAAUAUGACCCAAGGACCUGCCAGCAGAUCUGGAAUAAUGGCUACUCUUUUCUGGUUGAGUACGACGACACAACUGACAAAUCCACUCUGAAAGGAGGACCUCUGGAGGAUCAGUUCAGACUGUGUCAGUUUCAUUUUCACUGGGGGGAGAACAACGCCUGGGGAUCUGAACACUCCAUAGACCGCCGCCUUUACCCUGCGGAGCUUCAUCUGGUACACUGGAACUCGGACAAGUACAGUUUGUUUGAGGAGGCUGUUAUUGAGGAGAAUGGACUAGCUGUUAUUGCGGUCUUUCUGAAGAUUGGAAAGAGACACGAAGGUUUACAGAAACUGGUGGAUGCCUUGCCUGCAGUCAGGCACAAGGAUAGUUUGGUAGAGUUCACCAAGUUCGACCCUGCAUGUCUCCUCCCGGAGAACAUCGAUGACUAUUGGACAUAUGCAGGUUCUCUGACCACUCCUCCUCUAACUGAGGCUGUGACAUGGAUUGUGAUGAAACGGCACAUUGAAGUCAGUCAUGAUCAGUUGGCAGUGUUUCGAAGCUUGCUGUUCACAUCGGCAGAAGAGCAGGUGCAGAGAAGCAUGGUCAACAACUUCCGCGUUCAGCAGGCUGUGAAGGGACGGACUGUCCGUUCUUCUUUCACCCCCUUCCUCCAAGAUGCUCCUUCUAUGAAGUAGCAACAAAACUCAGUGAUCUAAUUCACAUCUUAACCUCCAAAACAAGCACAGACUCUUCAGUAACUCUUUAUUGUGGACUUCUGAUAUCCAUAAUGUCUUAACUAGAUUUAAAAAUCACUAUUUCCAAACAGGCAUUUAGGUAUUGACUGAAAGAUUCCAUUGAAAGGGAUUAGCAAAAAUGUAGUUGAGUAAUUAAAGGGCCUGUUUAUUGCUCAGACAAAAGGUUCAUGCAGUAAAUCAACAUUUCGCUGUAUUUGUUCAAGUAUUUAAAAUAAUACUAGAAUUCUGAAAAUUCUAAUUUUAGUAUUAAACGCACAUUUCCUUUUAUUAUACAGUAGUAGUAAAGGGUGUCCACUUUUGAGGACAAACAGCCCCCUCUUGUGGAUAACUGACAGAAUUCAAUUGGGGUGGGGUAUUCAAUAGUUUUAGUUUAGUGGUACACUUACCUUGUUUACUGCGAGGGAAUUUCUUUUAUGCAUGAAACUGUACAUAGCCUUUCACUUUUGAUUGGUUUUUAGAUGUAAAAUAAUUUUAAGUAUAAAUACUCUAUAGUAAUAAAACUUGUAAAUAUUUUAAGGCUACAUUUACAUAUUGCAAUAUAAAUAAGACUAGAAAUAUAGUCUUUGUGAAAGGUGCAUUAGACAUUGAGAGGUCUGAAAGGAAGAGGAGUGGAUUAAUGCGCACAACUGUUUAGUGUAGAUGCAUUACUGUACGUGUGUACUUCAGAAUUGUAUAGAAUAGAUUAUCAUCACCAGUGCCUUUUUCAUUGUACUCUGUUAUCUAAUCAUUUGCACAAGUGGUUGGCCAUAAUUGCCUUUAUGGCAAAAUGUGUGUCUCCAGUGCAAGUCUCUUGUAGUCGCUGUUCUCAUCCAUUAAUCUCAUGAUCAUAAUUGUUCAUUCGGUUGAUCUUUAAAGUGUAUUUAGUGUCAGUGAUUUUAAAAAUGAUAACUGAGAAACUGUUUAAUCGUUAUGUAAGAAUGUCUUGUAAAAUGUAUUUGGGAGCACCUGGAUGUGUUUUUCCAUAAAGAUAUGGGCAUGAGACCAGGCACAAUGUAGAAAUGGGAUCUACAGUAAGACCAAUUGAUUGUUAUAGGCUAGUUUAAUCCUGGUCAUUCCGUUUUCCUUUAAACGUGCUGUAAAUGGCAAUAUUAAUGGAGCUUUUAAAAUCAGAUGCUAAGAUUGUUUGAAAUGUCCAGUACAUUGAAAUAUUAUAUAUCUGUAAAUUAAUUGUGCAUUUACAUCAUGGGGAGUUUGAGGUUUUUGGAUUGCUGAUAAUAUUUAGAAGAUGGUUGAAAAGUAACGUCAAUAUUCAGUUAUUUCAGAGAGUGCAGAAACAGCUGAAGUUCCGCAUUCAGCUUUAUAAUUGCAAAGAGGCGCUGGUCUCUUUGUGAUGGCUGAAUAACAAUGUUCUUGUAUAAAUUGUCCCUAAAGUGGCCUCUCGCUUGAAUGGGCCACCUGGUUUUCUCCCUAUUGGGUUCAUGGUUGAAAUUCAGAGUGAUACUAACUAGACUGCAAAGCUGGGUUUGUACUGUACAAACAUUAAGUUACACGGAGACUGGGAUCCAUUCCCUACAGCUGCCCAAGUCUUUAGCUGCUCUCAGAGUAGUGAACAUUCUUUCACAUCAGGAGGCCCUGGAUUAAUGUUUUCUCAUUGAAGCAGAUUUCGAAGAGCGUAUGAAGACACCUUUUGUUGUUUGAAUUUAAAUUAUGCAGUGGAUGAAUUAUAGUUUGAGGUUUUGGGACAUUCUGAUUCUUUGCUGUAGUGGGUUGGCAUUUGUUAUUUGCAUUAUAAUAAAUUAGUUUGAGGCCUUCCAUUUUAUAAGGGAAAAUAAUAAUCAGUUUAACACUAAAGCUAGAUUUGUUUUAAAGACAGCCUCAGCCUUCACUUAUCUCAAGUCAUUUUCAUAAAUGUCACUUAUGCUGCCUUUAAUACAUUUUAUGAUGCAAAUGUA